This is a messenger RNA of Mercenaria mercenaria, 2275 nucleotides long. RefSeq names its product F-box only protein 3-like. Bases 55 to 1278 code for a protein of 407 amino acids. The transcript has 12 exons. Lineage: Eukaryota; Metazoa; Mollusca; Bivalvia; Venerida; Veneridae. The record is from RefSeq and is a predicted model, not a curated record. Gene Ontology annotation, molecular function: protein binding.
CAGCUGGACACUUCCGGGUGAUAGAGCAAGACAAAGAAGAGGUCAGACUGAAAGAUGCUGCUGUCAUUACCAGAUGAAUCAUUGUUGAUUAUUUUACGAUUUCUUCAUUACAAAGAUAUUAACAAUGUGUCCUGUGUGAACAAGCGGUUUCAACGACUGUGUAAGGAUGAUUCACUAUGGAAGUGGCAGUGUUCACACUAUUUCCUCAACUCUCAGUGUGAUAAGACAGAAACCUGGUAUGAACAUUUUGUAUCAUUGUUCAGUGAGUAUGGUAGAUAUACACAUUACAAGGAGAUCCGAUGUGCCUGGGAUAAGAUAGAGAAGUUCCUAGAGAAAUACUGUCCUACAAUCUUGGCUUCAUUGCAAGACGGAGUGUCAGAGGGGGAUUUACAUGCAGUAGAGGAUCACAUACAGCAUAAGCUACCAGAAGAUCUGAGAUUAUCAUAUAGGAUACACAACGGUCAGAAUCUGCUAGCUCAGUCACCUGGUUUGAUGGGUGGCUGUAUGAUUUCUACACAUAUAAGGACAGAUUCUCUGGUACCACUUGAGGAAAUGAAAAAUUCAUACCAGACAGAAGGACCAUUAGCGGGUUGUGCAUUCCUGUCCCUGGAUCAGGUCUGUAAGGCUGCACAACUUAUAACUAUAUCAGGUCAAGGAGGGUUCAGUGAGGGAUAUGUGUACUCAUUCAUGCAUGACCCAGAUAGGCCUUCUCCAGACUGUUUCAUAAUGGGAUCAACUUUUCUGGAAUGGUUGUGUGAUUAUGCCAACAAACUGGAGCAAAAUUCUUUCUAUGUUGCUCAUGAACAUAUUUUCAAAUUUUACCAUGAGCCUGGUUGUGUGGAUGGAAACAUUGGUAUUACAGUAAAACCAACAACAUGUUUCAUACCUGAGCUGAGCAGAGUUUACCCACCACAACACUUCUUUGCUUACAGAAUUAUGAUUGAAAUGUCAGAAGAUACGCCACCAGACCAGGCAUGUCAGCUUAAAUCCCGGUUCUGGCAUAUUAAAGAUGGCGAUGGUAAGGAGGAAGAGGUCUCUGGGCCUGGAGUUGUUGGAGAAUAUCCAGUGAUGAAACCAGGUGCGAAGUUUGCUUGGAUCAGCUGUUCAACAUUUGAAACACCUACAGGAGAAAUGAAGGGGUCUUUUAAGUUCAGAAACCUCAGAACAGGAAUCGAGACAGAUGUUCCUUGUCCUCUGUUCUGUAUGAAGGCCCCGGCGUGUUUGACAGCCGCAGAAAGGCGGGAAAUCAUCAAGGCUCGACAGAAAGAAAAUGGCUGAUGGGAAAAUGUGUUUGGUUAAGCAGGUACUAUCACAGGGUUCACCGUAUCACAUCCAGCAAAGCUGAUUGUCGGCUUUUUGAGCAGAAAAACAAAAACUAACUACUUGAUAUUAGGAACCAGUCUGGAUGGUUCUGCUGGUUACCAGCUUAAUGAUAAUGACAGAACAAGUUUCAAACUUGGUUGUGGGAACCAUCCAUAAUCAUUGACUUUACAAUCAUCAUCUCUUACAAACAAAGAUAAUCUCACAGGAAAGACUGUUUCAUGCUGGACACCAGCUGCCUGAAUGAUUUCCAUGGAUACUUGACUACUCAGGGACAAUUGGACAGCUAGACAAUGGGAAUAUUUAGUUGUUAUUUAUUAUUGAGAAUUACUUAUUCUGUUGUGUACACUCAAGGACUUUUAAGAUGCUCCAUCUAUACAUUUGGAAAAUUUUAUCCAAGAUUUUCAUACUGCAUAAUUAUAUUUAUGAAAUAUACACGAUGAUUAAGGGUAUAACUUGUCAGUGCUAAAUGAAGCGUGACUACCGAUUAUGGAGCUCAUAUUUGGAUUUGUUUUAUUCAGAUAUACAGAGAAUCGGUAAUCAUCAUCAUUGUCUUAUAAAAAUAUCAAAUACCUGUCAUUACACCAUUAAAAGAUACAAACAUUGACCAUUCCUUCUACUGUUAAAAGGUUAAAUUGACUUUUAUGUAACAAAACACCAAAGUAGAUGACAAUGUAUUUUAAAACAUUCGCAGGAUGUUGUCGCUUGUUCAGUAUAUUUUCGGUGACUCUCCCAUACUGAAAUAACUGGAUGGUGUUUGUUAUUGUUGCUUCAAAAAGUUUCAGUAAAAGAUGAGAAACACCUAUUUUUGAGGAGAACGAAUGUCUAUACUUGUUUUAAUGAACUAAUCUUUAAUUUGAUAAAAGUUGGAAAUUUUUUUUAAGAAAAACUGUUCUUCACAAGUUUAUAAUCAGUUUCAGUAUGUAAUAGCAUUAAAAUAAUUUUUGUAAAUGCA